AACUCGAUACACACCUCGAAGCGGAGAUUCAUUUGGCACGCGCUUGAAGACUCGACAUGCCGUAUGAUUCAAAGACUCGGAUUCAUCUGACCGGCUCUCCGGAUGUUCCUGUGAGAGAGAGAGAGCUUCCUUCCCCGGCGCUGUGUGGAACAUCACUAAAGAUGUACCACUGCUCAGAUUGUGGGAAGAGUUUUGCUCAUCAGAGUACUCUCCAACAGCAUGAGCGUAUCCACACAGGAGAGAAGCUGUUUCAUUGUGGACAGUGUGGGAAGAGUUUUACUCGUCACAAUCAUCUUCAAGGGCAUGAGCGUAUUCACACAGGAGAGAAGCCAUAUCAUUGUGGACAGUGUGGGAAGAGUUUUACUUGUCAGGGUACCCUCCAAAGGCACAAGCGUAUCCACACAGGGGAGAAGCCGUAUCACUGUGAACAAUGUGGGAAGAGUUUUACUUGUCGGGGUACCCUCCAAAGGCACAAGCGUAUCCACACAGGGGAGAAGCCGUAUCACUGUGAACAAUGUGGGAAGAGUUUUACUUGUCAGAGUACCCUAAAACAGCACAAGCAUAUCCACACAGGAGAGAAGCCAUAUCACUGUGGACAGUGUGGGAAGAGUUUUACUUGUCAGAGUACCCUAAAACAGCACAAGCAUAUCCACACAGGAGAGAAGCCGUAUCACUGUGGGCAGUGUGGGAAGAGUUUUACUUAUCAGAGUAAUUUACAAAGGCACGAGCGUAUACACACAGGAGAGAAGCCGCAUCACUGUGGACAGUGUGGACAGAGUUUUACUUGUCAGAGUACUCUCCAACGGCAUGAGCGUAUCCACACAGGAGUGAAGCCGUAUCAUUGUGGACAGUGUGGGAAGAGUUUUACUCGUCACAGUCAUCUUCAAGGGCAUGAGCGUAUUCACACAGGAGAGAAGCCGUAUCAUUGUGGACAGUGUGGGAAGAGUUUUAAUCAAAGUUUUACUAGUGGGAGUAGUCUGCAACGACACAAGCUUAUCCACACAGGAGAGAAGCCGUAUCACUGUGAACAAUGUGGGAAGAGUUUUACUUGUCAGAGUACCCUACAACAGCACAAGCAUAUCCACACAGGAGAGAAGCCUUACCACUGUGGACAGUGUGGGAAAAGUUUUAAUCGAGAGAGUAGUCUCCAACAGCAUGAACGUAUCCACACAGGAGUGAAACCAUAUCACUGUGGACAGUGUGGGAAGAGUUUUACUUAUCAGAGCAAUCUCCAACAGCACAAGCGCAUUCACACAGGAGAGAAGCCGUAUUGUUGUGGACAGUGUGGGAAGAGUUUUAAUCAACAGGGACAUCUCCAACAGCAUGAGCGUAUCCACACAGGAGAAAAGCCGUAUCACUGUGGACAGUGUGGGAAGAGUUUUACUUAUCGUAGUAGUCUCAAACAGCAUGAGCGCAUUCACACAGGAGAGAAACCGUAUCACUGUGGACAGUGUGGGAAGAAUUUUACGUUUUGGAGUAAUCUCCGACAGCACGUGCGGAUCCACACAGGAGAAAAACCGUAUAACUGUGGACAGUGUGGGAAGAGUUUUACUUGUCAGAAUCAUCUCCAACAGCACGAGCGGCUCCACACAGGAGAGAAGCCAUAUCACUGUGGACAGUGUGGGAAGAGUUUUACUCAGCAGGGACAUCUCCAACAACAUGAGCGCAUUCACACAGGAGAGAAACCAUAUUACUGUGGACAGUGUGGGAAGAGUUUUAGUUUUUGGAGUAGUUUGCAAAGGCACGAGUGGAUCCACACAGGAGUGAAGCCGUAUUAUUGUUCACAGUGUGGGAAGAAUUUUGUUCAUGAGAGUACUCUCCAACGGCACGAGCGGAUCCACACCGGUGAGAAGCCAUAUUGCUGUGGACAAUGUGGGAAGAGUUUUACUCAGCGGAGUCAUUUGCAACAGCACCGGCGUAUCCAUACAGGAGAGAAACCGUACCGCUGCUCAGAUUGUGGGAAGAGUUUUACUCGUGACAGUCAUCUCCAACGACACAAGCGCACCCACACAGGAGAGAAGCCGCAUCACUGUGAACAGUGUGGGAAAAGUUUUAGCCAGCAGAGUAGUCUCCAACAGCACGAGCGGAUUCACACAGGAGAGAAGCCGUAUCGCUGUGGACAGUGUGGGAAGAGUUUUAGUCAGCGGGUUAAUCUCCAACAGCAUGAGCGUAUCCACACAGGAGAGAAGGGGUAUCACUGUGGACAGUGUGGGAAGAGUUUUACUUGCCGGACUACUCUCCAACAGCACGAGCGGAUCCACACAGGCGAGAAGCCGUAUCACUGUGGGCAGUGUGGGAAGAGUUUUACUUAUCGGACUACUCUCCAACAGCACGAGCACAUCCACACAGGAGAGACGCCGUAUUAUUGCUCACAAUGUGGGAAGAGUUUUAAUCGAGGUACUAAUCUCCAACGGCAUGCACGUAUCCACACAGGAGAGAAGCCGUAUUAUUGCUCACAAUGUGGGAAGAGUUUUAAUCGAAGUUGUCAUCUCCAACAGCAUGCACGCACCCACACCGGAGUGAAGCCGUAUUAUUGCUCACAAUGUGGGAAGAGUUUUGUUCAUGAGCGUACUCUCCAACACCACAAGCGUAUCCACGCAGGAGAGAAACCAUAUCGCUGUGGACAGUGUGGGAAGAGUUUUACUUGUCAGGGUACUCUCCAAUGGCAUAAGCGGAUCCACACAGGAGAGCGGCCAUAUUACUGCUCACAGUGUGGGAAGAGUUUUAUACAAAAGAGUAGUCUGCAACAGCAUGAGCGCAUUCACACAGGAGAGAAGCCGUAUCGCUGUGGACAGUGUGGGAAGAGUUUUACUUGUCAGGGUACCCUCCAACGGCACAAGCGGACCCACACAGGAGAGAAGCCGUAUCACUGUGGACAGUGUGGGAAGAGUUUUACUUAUCAGAGUACCCUAAAACAGCACAAGUAUAUCCACACAGGAGAGAAGCAGUUUCACUGCUCACAAUGUGGGAAGAGUUUUACUCGAGGUAGUAAUCUCCAACAGCAUGCGCGCAUCCACACAGGAGUGAAGCCAUAUUAUUGCUCACAAUGUGGGAAGAGUUUUGUUCAGGAGAGUACCCUAAAACAGCACAAGCGUAUCCAUACUGGAGAGAAACCGUUUCACUGCUCACAGUGUGGGAAGAGCUUUACUCGAGGGAGUACUCUCCAACAGCACAAGCGGAUCCACACAGGAGUGAAGCCCUUUUGCUGUGAACAGUGUGGGAAGAGUUUUAUUUAUCAGAGCAGUCUCCAACGGCACCAGCGAGUUCACACAGGAGAGAGACCAUAUUGCUGUGAACAGUGUGGGAAGAGUUUUACUCAUCACAGUCAUCUCCAACAGCACGAGAGCGUUCACACAGGAGAGAAACCGUAUCACUGUGAACAGUGUGGGAAGAGUUUUACUUAUUGGAGUAGUUUCCAAUGGCACAAGCGCAGUCACACAGGAGAGAAACCGUAUCACUGUGGGCAGUGUGGGAAGAGUUUUACUUAUCGGAGUCAUCUCCAAAAGCACGAGCGCGUUCACACAGGAGAGAGACCAUAUUGCUGUGAACAGUGUGGGAAGAGUUUUACUCGUCACGGUCAUCUCCAAGAGCACAAGCGCAUUCACACAGGAGAGAAACCGCAUCACUGUGAACAGUGUGGGAAGAGUUUUACUCGUCACGGUCAUCUCCAACAGCACGAGCGUGUUCACACAGGAGAGAAACCGUAUCACUGUGGACAGUGUGGGAAAAGUUUUGCCUGUCAGAGUCAUCUCCAACAGCACGAGCGCGUUCACACAGGAGAGAAACCGUAUCACUGUGAACAGUGUGGGAAGAGUUUUACUUAUUGGAGUAGUUUCCAACGGCACAAGCGCAGUCACACAGGAGAGAAACCGUAUCACUGUGGGCAGUGUGGGAAGAGUUUUACUUAUUGGAGUCGUCUCCAAGGGCAUGAGCGCAUUCACACAGGAGAGAAGCCGUAUCACUGUGGGCAGUGUGGGAAGAGUUUUACUUGUCAGAGUGAUGUCCAACAGCACAUGCGCACACAUACAGGAGAGAAGCCGUAUCACUGUGGACAGUGUGGGAAGAGCUUUAAACAAGGUAGUCAUCUCCAACGGCAUGCACGUAUCCACGCAGGAGUGAAGCCGUAUUGCUGCUCACAAUGUGGGAAGAGUUUUACUCAUAAAAGUAGUUUCCAACGGCAUGAGCGGAGCCACACAGGAGAGAAACCAUAUUGCUGUGGGCAGUGUGGAAAGAGUUUUACUCAACAGGGUAAUCUCCAUCAGCAUCAGCGCAUUCACACAGGAGAGAAACCGUAUCACUGUGGACAGUGUGGGAAGAGUUUUACUUGUCAGAGUAGCCUCCAACGGCACAAGCGUAUCCACACAGGAGAAAAGCUGUAG
Molecule: messenger RNA, 4379 nt
Organism: Neoarius graeffei (lesser salmon catfish)
Lineage: Eukaryota; Metazoa; Chordata; Actinopteri; Siluriformes; Ariidae
Product: zinc finger protein 850-like
Exons: 6
Coding region: 57-4379 (1440 amino acids)
Source: RefSeq, a predicted model, not a curated record